CCUCCAACAUGGACCAGUGUUUGGGUCUGACGUCAGCCGUUACCGCCCUGCCUGCAGUAUCGGUGUCUACAAUUGAGGAUGGAGACGAGAGAGGCGGCCUCGCCAUGAAGCGCAUCCGGAGGCGGAAAUAAAGCGCACGAAGACUGAGACAAGUAAAGACCACACGAAAACAAAGAAGAAACAACUAACUUUCGGAUGUGCACAGGGAUACCGAUCUUCACAUCUGGCCCGAAAAGCGAUGCCAAACGCGGGGGAGCGGCGGGCUGUGUCGCCCGCUCCCCCGCUCGCCUCCUCAGUUUGGCAGAGCUCCUGCUAGCGCUCCCGCUGUGGAGACAAUUUAGGGAAGAAGACCACCGGGUAAAUCUCUCCAUACCGCUCAUUUUCAACAACGCGGCGCAUCUGAUUGACUAUGUGAAGAGCUGCCUUUAACAGGGUGGAGCUGCGGUUUCUUUAAUAAAUGAUGAGGAAUUCCGCUCCUCACUUUCAGCCUAAUUGUCAGGGGUUGAUUUGAUGUUUAUGUCCGGCCAACACUAAAGCUCGACCCCAGCGCCUUGUUUUUGUAAGAGAACAAUGACCCAGGUGAUGUUUUGUCACCGGACAGGCAGCUAGAGAUGAUGGUCGCUGCUGGCUGGUGCGGGACUAGCCCAGGCAUUCACAGAAAGCGCCCUGAACGCGGCUUUCCACGGAGGCUGUUUAUGCAAUCCGACGCAGUGUUGCAAGUGGGCUGAUUCGAUCUUCUGCUGUCUCUAUGUGAUGUGAUGCCCAGAACUGCCAGGUCUUUAUGUUUCUGUGAAAUAUGCUUAGGCCUUGUGUUAAACAAAGUGAUGGAGGUGCUACUACGCUGGGAUUAGAUAAAGCUCCAAGAAUGGGGGGCCCUUUUUGGAAUUAAGGCGUAACAGUGAGGAAAAGCCAUCAUGUCGAAAGUUGUCACUAACAAGGAGAAGAAAUCCUUCAGCAAAAAGCUGUUCCGGAGGAGCUCGGUCCGCUCCGUGGGGAGCUUUAUGAACAGAGUUCUCCGGACCUUGUCCACUCUCUCUCAUUUCGGUACCGACGAGCAGGCCGCCGAAGACAAGAAGGACGAUGCAACUUUGAUCCCAAGCACCAUAGGAGGGUCAGUCCCGUCCGAUGACAGCGACUGCGGGGGUUUCCCGUUCGGGGACAAGGUGCCCGGUGUCGCCGGACUCAAGAACCACGGCAACACCUGCUUCAUGAACGCUAUCUUACAGUGCCUGAGCAACACGGAGCUCUUUGCAGAGUAUCUUGCUUUGGAGCAGUUCAAAGGAGUAGAGUCGAGCAGUAACAGUGAGAAGGGGAAGUCUAACGGGGUGCUGGUGCAGAAGAAGGCGAGUAGCCAGCAGCAGGAUGCGGGGGAGGUCACCGAGCAUCUGUCCGGGCUGGUUCGGGCACUGUGGACCUUCGAGUACACACCUCAGCACAGCAGAGACUUCAAGAACGUGGUGUCCAGGAGUGCUCUUCAGUUCAGAGGUAAUUCCCAACACGAUGCACAGGAAUUUCUCCUCUGGUUGCUCGACAGAGUUCACGAAGACCUCAACCAAAUCAUCCACCCAGACAGCAGAACCCCCAUGAAGCCUCCAGUAGAAGAAGAACCGGUCCCUGAAGGAUCUCCACUACCAGCACCUGGCUCUUUUGUACAGGAGCUGUUUCAGGCACAAUACAGGUCCUCCUUGACUUGCCCUCACUGCCAGAAACAGAGCAACACCUUCGAUCCUUUCCUCUGCAUCUCACUGCCAAUCCCAGUACCUCACACACGGCCUCUGAAUGUGACAGUGGUGUACCAAGGCAAAUGCUCCAACUGUAUGAGAGUUGGGGUGGCCGUGCCUCUCUCUGGCACUGUGUCCAGGCUGAGACAAGCUGUGGCCCAAGAGACCAAAAUCCCUGCCGAACAGAUUGUCCUCACCGAAAUGUACUUUGAUGGCUUUCAUCGCUCCUUCUGUGACGACGACGACGACCUUGAGAUCAUUCAGGAGAGCGACUCCAUCUUUGCAUUCGAGACACCCGAGCUAUUCAGACCGGAGCAGAUUCGUUCCAAACGAGGCGGGAGCCCACAUGCAAAUCUAAAUCAGAACAACCUGAAGUAUGGCACAGACAAUAACAGGAUAGCCACACAAAUGCAAGAGCCUACAACACCACCUCAGAGUCCCAAUAAGAACAGCGGGCAGGCUGAGAAGAUUGUGCUGUUGGUGUGCAACAGAGCCUGCGCUGGACAGCAGGGACGCAGGUUUGGAAAUCCCUUUAUUCUAUAUUUGGAGCGUACAGUGACAUGGGAUGUGCUACAGAAAGAGAUCUUGGAGAAGAUGAAACAUCUUUUGCGCCCUGGAGUCUUUGUGCAGGUAGGGCCCUUCACCUUGCGUGUCGUUGGAGUGGUUGGAAUCACAUAUUUGUUGCCUCAGGAGGAGCAGCCGCUCUGCCAUCCAUCAGUGGAGAGGGCAUACAAGUCCUGUGGUCCAGGAGGGCCACCUCAUGUCAAAAUUGUUGUUGAAUGGGACAAAGAAACGAAAGACUAUCUGUUCAAAAGAACUGAGGAUGAAUACAUUCCAGAUGCUGAAAGUGUGCGGCAAGUAAAAGAGCAGCAUCUUCAGCCUCAGACCUGUUCACUUUCUCAGUGCUUUCAGCUCUACACCAAAGAGGAACAGCUUGCUCCUGAUGAUGCGUGGCGAUGUCCACACUGUAAGCAGCUUCAGCAGGGCAGCAUCAAACUCAGCCUGUGGACCCUGCCAGACAUCCUCAUACUUCACCUGAAACGCUUUAGACAAGACGGGGAUCGUCGGAUGAAAAUGCAGAACAUGGUGAAGUUCCCGCUCACAGGCAUGGACAUGGCACCUCACAUGGUAAAGAGGAGUCAGAGCAGCUGGAGUCUCCCAUCCCACUGGUCACCAUGGAGACGACCUUACGGGAUGGGCCGUGAUCCAGAGGACUACCUUUAUGACCUGUAUGCAGUGUGUAACCAUCAUGGCACCAUGCAGGGAGGACAUUACACAGCCCACUGUAAGAACUCCAUUGAUGGACAGUGGUAUUGCUUUGAUGACAGCGAUGUUCAUCCCGUAUCUGAAGACGAUGUCUGUAAGCAGACUGCUUACAUCUUGUUUUAUCAAAGACGAGCAACGAUUCCAUCUUGGUCUGCCAACAGCUCUGUGGGAGGUUCCACCAGUUCUUCCUUGUGUGAGCAUUGGAUAAGUCGGCUGAUGGGAAGUCGUCCACCCAGUCAAGCCUCCUCUGGUUCCUCCAGACGCACCUCGCUGGCCUCCCUCUCCGAGUCUGCUGAGUUUGCUGCUGAACGUAGCGAAGACGAUGGUCUAACAACCCGACCACCAGUGAGAGGCAUGCAAAGGCAAACUUUCUCUUCAAGAUCUUCUAUUGCCAGCCCACUGGUGCUGAGUGAGAAUGGAACAAAACCAUCCUGGUCUCACUCUGCUAAGCUCCAACUUCGCUCCAACUCUCCCUCACGCUUCUCCCUAGAGUCCCACUCUUCCUCCCCAACACUGGAGAGAAUAGGAGAGGUGGUUGAUAACCAGCUGUCAUCCUCAUCUUUCACUGGUUCACCCAAGCUAGACAAGCUGUCAGAGGGCAAGUUGGCCCUUUCUGUUCCGGACAGUAAUGCAGGGAGUAAGAGGCUGAUAGAGCAAGUGCACUUCAAGGCUGCAGCCCAGGCAGAGCAGAGAAGCUCCUUUCAGGCAGGUGAAAACAACAAUGUUACAGCCGUUGAGCAGGUCAGUCCUCGACACGGAGUAGCUCCAAAGGAGCUGAAGCAAAGAAAUGGGAGUGUAGACAGCACUGGUGUUAAAAGAACCUCAGCCAAAAUCGGGUUAGAUGGUGAAAGGAGUCCCAAGAAGCGUGCUGCCACCUCUUCAACAUCAUCCAGCUCUCUUUCCCCUGCAUCUCCAGCCAUUGACAAGUUACCAUCUCGAACACAGUCCAAGGGUGCUGCAUCAGUUUUAUCCUCCAAGGACAAAAGCAAUGGGCCAAUUAAAACAAGCAAGGGUGCUUCCUCAAGAACAGCAACUCCCUCCAAGAAAGGGUCCACCCAAACGUCUGAGGUGUUGCACUCUGACUCACAGCAGAAGAAGAGCAGUUCUCCAGGAUCACAGAGCUCACACCCUCAGAGGAGAACAUCACCCAGAGGGGGAGGCGAGAAAAGCUCAGCUGCAGGGAGGACUAGAGCAGCAGAUCGGAGCACAAGCCGGGACUCUUCACGGGCCACUGCAGUGUCGGAGAGGAAGGUUAGUCAUGGGGGUCCUCCGUCCAGGGUUAGUGCUGCAAGCAGAGCAGAGGGCCGGCCAGGCAGGGCUGUGGAGGACAGGGCAAUAGGCAGGAGCUCAAGCAGUAGCUCCUCCAUGACUAGUCUCCGGUCUUCAAGCGUUGGUGUUUCCUCUGCUAGCACAGCUCUACCAUCAAGAGGACCUCGAGGGAACAGUAAGACUGAGGACAAGGGUUUAUCCUUUUUUAAAACUGCUCUGCGGCCCAAGGAGACCCGUAAACCAGGUGACAGCAGGAAAACAGGGGUGGGAGAGACUAAAGGAAGUCCAGAGGAUGGCAUUGGGGAUGCAACACGCGAAGCAACCCAAUCCAAUCCAAGUAAAAAGACCCCGAGCAUGGCUUCAGAGGCCCAGACUAAUGUGACUACAGCCAAAGACAAGGAAACCUCUAAAGCUUCAGCAACAGCUAAACAUUCACUGCUGUCCUCCACGAAAUCUGGAGCACAAACAAACACCCAGGUUUCAGCUGCCGCAAAGGACCUCUCAAAGAAAGAACCUGCUAAAAAGACAUUGCAGUCCAGAAAGAUCCCCAUCAAUUCUACACAAACUAGCCAGAAAUCCAAGUGAUGUUACUUUGUGGGCCAUGUAACAAUCUUUGCAGAGCAGCUCUAAGGUGUCUUCUUUUUUUUUUUUUUUUUUUAAUUUUAACCAUCAAAAAGUCUCUGACAGACACCUUUAAAACAUCUGUAGCUAUUCAGUGGUCCCUGAAUUUCAGCUGCCGUACUGCGACAUUUACUGUCCACAUUGUUAAAUAGCUAUUUAGGAAUGGAUUUUAACAAAGCACUUUGUAUGGAUUGCAGUGAUUUUGAGGAAAAUUAUACUGUAUUGUAAAUAAGCAUGGACAUGUAUUGAAAUUUUUGCCUUGUUCUGUCUGUAGCAUUGCUGGGAGAGGAACGUCGGAAAAUAAAAAGUGACUUUGCACAAGAUGGAAAGCAGAUACAGUGAUGGAAAGAAACUUUUGAGAUACAUCAAACACGGACAGCUCAGCCACCAAAGGGAGUUUAUGGCAAUUUUUAACACGCUGAUGCAGUGAAUAAUUUUCAAAAGUCACUAUGUACUGCUCUCCUUCAGUUUUGAGAGCCAUAUGUCAACCACAAACAUCAGUGCCUCAGAUAAUCUUAAAUAAGUAUUUCAUCUAAAUUGUAUAACUGCAGGUGUUGGUAAAUUUGUAAUUGAAUUUUAAUAUUUAUUAAGCACUGACAAUGUAAUUUCAAGUAAAACACAGUUAAGCCUAUUUAACCUGAACUACUGUUUACAUAUGCUCUUUGAUGUAGUAACUCUGCAACAGCCUUUAAGAAGAAUUUUUAGGUUUUGUCCAGCCAAAAUCUGACUGUCAUCGAGAGGCUGAGGAAAGAUGCAGGAACACAGCAUGUGUUGUUGGUGUUAAACUUCUGGAGACCUUGAUUUAAAAAGUUUUACGUUUAUGUUUUAUUUAUCAGUUAUUAUAAUGUGUAACCCCUUCAGAUACCCUACCACCUACCACCGCCUCUGCCAGCUGCUGAUGCCAACACUUCCCUGCGGCACCCCGUUGUUCUUCAUGGGGACAGUUUCUUCAGACUGCCAGACAUCUGCAAACAUUCCUCUCAGAUGAACACAGGGUUAAUGUAAAACAAAAAAACAGAACAAACGCCACCUUGCACGCUACAUAACUGAUGCAUUCAGAGACAGCUGGGAUGCUUUCGCUGAACACCGUACUUGUACAUAGAGUGCUAUGGUGUGUUUGAGUCAGCUUCAUCCUCUGUCUUCACAUGUGACAUCACAGCUUGUGCACAUCUUUAGCUCGAGAGUAGAUCAACACUGACUGUGUUAACGUAGAGCGAGAAGACAUUGCAGUUUUUAAAGUAUGUGACCGUUGUUGCAUGUUAAAUUGCUUAUGCAUGCACAUAACUAUGCAAGCAGAUUCUUGCUAAUGCCCACACUGAGUAUGUAGAAGUGCUGCUCUUGGAUGUGUAUUUAUUUCUAACUGUAUAUUUUUCCAAAUGCCUGCACCAGAGAGCAUGUCAAGACAUCCUUUAUUAAAGCUUUGUUUGCACAUUUCUUCAAAGUUAUAUACAUUUUGUAUGAAUGAUAAGUAUUGCUCAUUCACCCUCUCAAAGUAAAUCAACUCACCUGCAAAUGAA
Melanotaenia boesemani (Boeseman's rainbowfish) is the source of this 6394-nucleotide messenger RNA. Its product is annotated as ubiquitin carboxyl-terminal hydrolase 31-like. Gene Ontology annotation, biological process: protein deubiquitination. The transcript has 16 exons. Gene Ontology annotation, molecular function: cysteine-type deubiquitinase activity. The coding region runs from base 915 to 4841 and encodes 1308 amino acids. Lineage: Eukaryota; Metazoa; Chordata; Actinopteri; Atheriniformes; Melanotaeniidae. The record is from RefSeq and is a predicted model, not a curated record.